Molecule: messenger RNA, 4359 nt
Organism: Plasmodium inui San Antonio 1
Lineage: Eukaryota; Apicomplexa; Aconoidasida; Haemosporida; Plasmodiidae
Exons: 1
Coding region: 1-4359 (1452 amino acids)
Source: RefSeq, a predicted model, not a curated record
AUGAGGAAGAGAGGCAAGAAUGCCAAAAAGGGGAGCCCCAAAAUUGCUUCGCUUGGCACUGCGAACGCCGCAACCUGCGUAACCCCCGCUAACGCCGCCAACCCACAUGGCAACAUUCCCGGAGUCAACUUCAGCCGCAUAAAGAGCUCCUACUUGGAAGAGGCGCUAAAGCUGACAAACACAGAAAGCGUGAAACAAAAGUUAAAACGAAAAAAUGAUGAACUUAGGGGAAUGAUCAGAGGGGAGGACAUCCCCGUGGUGCCUUGUCUGGACAGCGUACUGUCAGUACAAAGCAUCCCAAGUGACCAUGGACGAGGGGGAGAAGACACUAAGGAGUUGAAACAUUUUGAGGAAUUCGAAAUUGUUCUAAGGGGAGGAGUGAAAGACGAGGAGGGGGUGGCUAGCAGAGAAGCAGAAGGGCAGAAAUAUUCGUGCGUGGUGAAGGACGCCGCACCAUCGAAUGAACAACCGUUCGUUUGCGAUAAGGUGCCAAGUGAGCUAGACAGCGAAGGGGGCGAAAAAAUAGAGGAAGGCGAAGCGGGCGAAAAAAUAGAAGAAGGCGAAAAGGACAACGUGUGCCACUUUCUUAACAAAACGAAGGAGGCGUACAAAUCGUUGAACCUCGAGAAGUUGUUUCUGGUUAACAGUUUUAAUAAAUCCCUCCCCAAUGAAGGCGUGGAGAGGAAGCCAAACGGGGUAUGCGAAAAUGCACACAGCAGAAACCAGGACAAACUUAGCAUAGUGAAGACUAUCGAAAGGACGUUGAAGGGCCAAAAUUCCUUCGUCAUGGAAAACAUAUAUAACGCGUUUAGAGGCACCAUAAACGAUUUUAUAGACGUGUACCUUCAAGAGGAAGACGAAGAGAUGGGUGGGGGAAGAAGCAAAGGGACUGCGAUGAGGAAGGAUACCACGAUUCGCAGCGUGGAUCCUUUCCGACAUGGAGAAAAAGUUAAGCUAAGCGAUGAACAUGGUUUGAAAAAAAUGUAUCAGAUGGACAAUAAUAUCUUCUUUCCUGGGGGAGAAAAGGACAAAAUUAAAGUUGGGCAAGGUGGGUAUGCGACGAAAAGGGAGGAGGAUACAAAUGUAAAAAAAUACCUGAGCCAGUUCGGUGAUAAAAGGAGCUUUCCCCAGUUGGGGAGCAGAAAAUCGGGUGGGCAGAGCAACUUGGGUGGGAAGACCAACUCGCAUGACCACUCCAAAUGUUGCAAAAUAAAACCUAGUGGGGCCAACCUAUUUGGGGAAAGCAAUGUGGUGACGGGCGCUAUGGCCUAUCUCAUGGGGGAGACUUCCAGAUUGACGAACGGGCGCUCAUCCGGAAAGAAGAGUCACGUUGUACACCCAGAUCUGAAGAAACAGAAGCAGGUGGAAGAGGCAUACAGUGCAUACUACCCUGAGGCGGAGACAUUUGAAUAUUCAAGCAUCAUUUCUGAUUAUUUGUAUAAGCGGAAGGGGUGGCCGGAGAGAAGAAAGGAUGAUGGGUGUACCUCUUCCAGUGAGCAUAAUUGCGCGAAUCGGGAUCGCAUGAAGUAUGAGUUGCAUCCCUCGAUGGGUCCCCAAAUGAGCAACGUGUUAAACACGCAGGUGAAUGACAGAAGCGUAUUCGACAUUGCCCCCAUGACGCACAAGUACAAAUAUGCCUCUAACAUCAUACUGACGAUAAACAAAAUAAAGAAUAUCGAGCGUGUGGUGGAAAUUAAUUUGAACAUUACCGAUGUGCAAUUGAAAGUUCCAGGCAUGCGUAUCGAAAAUGUGAUAUUGCCAUAUAAAUAUGCUAGCGAUUUGUUAAGCAUAAAAAUAAAGACAUUUUGUGAAGGAAAAGGUGGGACAUCCCAGAAGGUGAUGUGUAGGGAGGGUGGAGCCUUAGAUGGUCACAAACCUGGGGAAGACAAAAUGGGAAGACAAGACAAAGACGAAAAAAAUGGUACGAUUAAAUGCUACUUUGUUUUCAUCCCACUGAACCAAAUUAAGGAAGGAGUCGUAAACAAAAGACUUAUCUUAAUCAGCUCAAAACGGAAAGAAGAAUUUGAAAAAGAAGGGUUACUCCCUGAUACUCUUUACAUGAUAGAAUCUCAGAAGCUAAAUUGUGAAAGGGAAAAACAUAUGUACAUUUCGGUAAAGAUUUGUAAAAAUGGAGUUCAUUUUUUCCCUUCUGUGAAUCUCCAUCGGGGGGAGGACAAUCUGGAGAAUAAUUACCCAUCCAGUGAGAACCUCUCCAGGAAUGCAUUCGAACCUGUGUACGUAUGUCUAUACAACGAUGAAGUGGAUAGAGAGAUUGGGAGUAUACUGAAUGGAAGGGGGCUAACGAACAAGGUAAGAAUAAGCAAGUUAGUUACGAAAGGACAUUACCUGGUUAAUAAUUUUCCCUUCCAUUUUCAUUUUAACAGUUCCAAUGUGCUGAUUUGUAGUCAUGGGGACAUUACAGAGGAGGCGGAAAAGCUGUUUCAUCAUCUUGGCAAAGAAUUCACUCCCCUCGAAGAGUUCAUUCCCGUCGAAAGAUUCACUCCCCUGGCAGAGUUCAUUCGUGUAGAAAGCCUCAUUGACCUCUUCCCAACGCACAUAUUUCCACCGGUGGAGGACGUCCUACACUUGGACUUAAUUAAAAGGAAUGAAUUUUUACAAUUAAAAUUUGUUCUUCAUUUUUUGGCCAUCACUGAGAUUAUAUGUAUCCAUUUGUGUUCCCUCUUUGGGUUCCACGUGGAUUUGCAGCCUCUCUUUCGGGACCACUUGAACGCAGUUAAAAUGGACGAUGGGACGGGGGAGGGGAACCGCUUCACCUUCCUCUACACCUCUUACGAGGAGGAUGCGGAGCCCAGUGGCUACUUUCUGAACUACACCAAGCCGUUCGUUUUCCGUUUCCAGAGUGAAAAAAACAGAUGGGACAACACCAGGGACAACAACUGCGAAAAUGCGGAGGAGGGAAAACUACCUACCCAUUGGGACGACAACGACCUCUUCAUCAUGGACUACGCACGCAAGCAGGCCAUAUUUCUACACAAUGUGAUAAAGCACCAUGGAGACAUUCAGAGUAUACCAAAAUGCUAUGACAGGAAGAAGCGUCUUUUUUUUACGACAGACAGCAGGAAGAAGCAAUUUCAAAUUUAUUACAUGUCUAUUUUGAGAAGGUACAACUUGCUACUUAACAGGGGAAACCAUGGGAGGGAAUCAGCCAAAGUAGCCAUCCAACCAGCCGCAAAUGGGCAGAAUUCCCAGUGGGGUAGCCAGACAGAGUUUAUUCAGAAUGGAAACAACUCCACAGAUGGGGGCUGCUACAGGGGGGACAAGCUCCACGGGGUUCCCCAGGCGAGGGACCACUCUGCGGUUGAGAUAAGUGCGACUCUUAAACGGCAAGGUGGUGCUAAUACCAAUGCACCGAUUUGUACAAACGGGGUGGAAAAUGAAAAGAGUAGAAGCCACUUGGGGGUUACCAAUUGGGGAGAGAAAGUAAGAGGAGAAUAUGUACACAGAGGAAGUGGCGCCUUACGGGGGAAAGCUCCAAAAGUUGAAAACACAUACAGGAGAAACGUCACCGUGACAGGUCAGGCAAAAAUGGCGGAAGAGAGAAGCUUUGCUGGGGGUAACAAAACGACAGAGGAGGAACAGAAGUUAUCCAUUAGAGAGGAAAAUAAUACCCAUGGUGAUAGUGCUACCGAGAAGACGUCAUUUUACAAUCUGAGAGAAUACAAGAAUUAUCAUUUCCAUGAGAAAGCAGCUGGUGAAAUAUUUUGUAAAAAUGGCAACUCACUUGAAGACUUGGACCGAGGGAGGGACAGCCAUGAAGUGAUAAAUGGAAAUGGAUGGCACGUGGAUGGCAAGGGGAAAGAAUCUCCUACUAGGGAACUGCCUCGUGUGCAUGAUGAUGAGAUCGCUUAUUAUAACAUGCAUAGAGAGGAUGUCCCGUUCAGUCUGGAGAAUGUCAAGUGGGAUUUUAAUGACGACGAUGUGUACCCAGGUGAGCAUCAUCCUGUGAAUGCGGGUUAUUCAAAUGGAUACAGCAGCAGGGGGGGUGAUAACCUGCGCAAGGGCAUUGGCUACGGAGGGGAAGUCCAACAGUGUGGUGUCAGUGCUAGUUCGGAGGCCACUCCUCGGGGGGGUGCCGGGGCGGACAGCCAGACGGUCUCCAUUGCGGAGGUUAGUUAUGGAAGCGGAUACGGCUACAACGAAGGGUGCACCGAACAACACAGCGAAAGCUACGCCGAUCGGUUGAUCCCCGGACGAGAUGCGCGCCUUCCCGGGGCGGCGAACCAGGACUGGGUCGCUUCAAAGGUCUCCGCAUCCAAAGUGUGCAUCGAUCACACGGACCACAUGGACCACGCAGCCAAGCAUUGCAAGCUGGUUAGGCGAAGUGAUAAUGAGGCAUAG